Molecule: messenger RNA, 491 nt
Organism: Mya arenaria
Lineage: Eukaryota; Metazoa; Mollusca; Bivalvia; Myida; Myidae
Product: threonine aspartase 1-like
Exons: 5
Coding region: 111-491 (126 amino acids)
Biological process (GO): protein maturation
Molecular function (GO): threonine-type endopeptidase activity
Source: RefSeq, a predicted model, not a curated record
CGUUAAGACUUUUUGGCUUAAAUAUUCAAUGAAGACGUAAACCAGUCAGGGUAUUCCCUUAUUGUGCUCGGUCCUAAGAAAACAAUUCUGAUCGAAAUUCAGGCCUCUUGAUGGAAAACAGGGCUUUCAUUGCUGUUCAUGCAGGUGCUGGCUAUCAUUCCAGGGAAAAGGAAAACAGUUACAGAAAAUUGUGUUCACAGACGUGCACAAAGGUUAUGAUGAAGCUGAAGUCAGGGAUGUCUGCGUUAGAUGCUGUUACCCUGGCAAUACAGAUGCUAGAGGAUUCCCCACUGACAAAUGCUGGCCGAGGGUCAAGCCUCACUCUGGAGGGAACUGUUGAGUGUGACGCCAGUGUUAUGGAUGGCAAAUCCCUUGUGUAUGGGGCUGUAGGGGCCAUCUCUGGGGUACAGAAUCCAGUUCUUGUUGCUAGGAAACUGGCGGAGGAGCAGUCAACAGGAAAUAUGGUGCUUGGAAGAAUCCCUCCAUGGUAA